AUGCAACCUCAGUGUCUUUGCGCAUACACCGGGAAGGAAGACAUACUGCAGACACGUUCUCUCUAUAACCAUACACAAACCAAAGAAGCACAAAACUGCUGGUCACUUACUGAUGAAGGUGUGCUUGCUGUAUAAUCUUCAGAAAAGCUGCAGAGAGAGGGAACAGCCAUGAGUCUGCUGUGAUAAUGGAUCGCAGCAGAGCAGACAGGAACAGAAUUCAAAGAUAUGCUAACGACAUAGAGGAACCUGAGUACGAUGUGGUGGAUAACCAGGAAGAAGUGCUUAGUGUACGCAUUCUUCCUGCGAGGCCCAUAAAUGAUGACCAAGAGUAUGCAGACAGGGAUCUCCCAAGGUCAUCAUCAGCUCACAACCUUUCAUCACUCGCCCCUGGUAACUCAAACAUCCUCCCAAGAUGUCCACCCAGAGAAACACCAUUUACAACAGCACCUGUGAUAAAUAGAGAUCUGAAGCCUGGCCGACAAAAGAUGAAAACAGUUACAGAUAGGAGGAUCCCACCUGUGCCAAAGGGAGACCAGCACUCACAAAGGAGUUUGCAAUCACCAUCACCUUUUACCCUGGAGUUGGUCAAUGUCUUGUCUGGAAUGGCUGUACAGCAAGGUUGCAGGAGAGACAGAGAGCACGGGACCACUAGAAAUGCAGAGUUUAGUUCACAUAUGAAAGGUCCACUCAGUUCUGAAAGUCUUACACACGGCAAUUACAGGCAUUCACUGGAUUUGGAGUCUCACUUAGAAAGAAGGAGCCAUCAAAGUCUAGAAAGGGUCCCAUCAAAACGCCAUCACCACGAAUGGCCUCAGACGAAAGAAGACUUUGACCAGCACGACUUUGUCCCAAUGGAAAAGCCUCAACAGACCUGUGAGGAAGAUUGGUACAUCGGGACAUGUAGUCGAGCAGAUGCUGAGCACGCCUUGCACCUGGUGAACAAGGAUGGUGCAUUUUUGGUACGAGACUGCUCCACCAACAGCAACUUUGAACCUUUGGUAUUGGUUGUGUAUCAUGAGAAGAAGGUUUACAAUGUCAAAAUUCGGUUUGUCGAGAGCACAAAAAAGUACGCAUUGGGCACAGGAUAUCGUUCAAAUGAUAUGUUUGACUCUGUGGCAGACAUCAUCAAGUUCCACUCCAUAUUUCCAAUAACACUUGUCAGUGGGAGAACCGCGAUGGGAAACAAGUACCCAGACAACUGUGUGCUGACAUUUCCUAUAACAAAAGGGGAUGUUGAACGGUUGCUACAAUAACAUGUGAACCUUGCCAACAAAGAUUUGUCAAUGUGUUUCUUGUGUCAUGUGUGUUCACAGUUCCAUAAAAACUGUAGCGCUGUCAUUCUGAGCAAGUUGGGGUGGAUGGAUUUUAUAAAAGAAAAAUAUAUAUGUUGAUCAGAAGUACCUAUAUUUUCUGAUUAUUUUGAUAAUAAUGUGCUAAUGGUUUUUCAAUUAAUUCCAUAGACAAGUGGUUCUCAAAUUCUUUGGGUCCAGUGACGCAAAAUCUCCUAUAAUCCUAAUAUCGAUUUGGCUGGUUCUGCCACAGCAUUCGAAAAUCUCCCCACACCUGCUAGUUACCAGGCUAAGAAACUAGCAAGUGUUUUCAUUGUUACAGUGAGUCACAAUCAUAUCAGUUCUUCCUGUUCCUCCAUAAUAUGGUAGCAAUUACUGGAUAUAAUAUGUUUUUGUUAUUGAAUCAAAUGCUCCCCAAUCUGUAAAAUGCACUUUUUAAUGAUCUAGCGCAAUUUAACAAAUUAUUUUACAGACCCCUUGAGGGUCCCCGGACCCGAUUAGAGACCCACUUCUCUCUGACAGAUAAUAGUGAUCUACUAUUAUCCUAAUUUAAUGUCUUCAAAUUGUAUAUUUUGUAGCAACAAUCUAAAAUAAAAAGUCUGUAACUGUACAAUUAUACAAACCAAAAAGCUGGAACCAAA
Oreochromis aureus is the source of this 1930-nucleotide messenger RNA. RefSeq names its product cytokine-dependent hematopoietic cell linker. The record is from RefSeq and is a predicted model, not a curated record. Bases 186 to 1253 code for a protein of 355 amino acids. The transcript has 17 exons. NCBI's taxonomy places the organism in Eukaryota, Metazoa, Chordata, Actinopteri, Cichliformes, Cichlidae. Gene Ontology annotation, biological process: cell surface receptor protein tyrosine kinase signaling pathway; intracellular signal transduction.